AUGGCGAAAUUCAGACCAUUCACACGAAGCCGGGCGCAACUGGCGCAAAGAGAAGAAGAAUCAGAGGCUGCGAAGUCGGCACCCACCAAGUUCACUGUGGUAUUAGAUACUGUGGCAACCGAAAACCCUGAAGCAGACGAUAAUCCGAUCGGAGAUGUCGUCGUAGUCAAUACUGAUCCCAGAAUUACGGCCGCCGAUGAUGAUGAUACUGAUCAGCUGAGCGUUGACGAUACCAUGGCUCCAGAGAGUCAAGAUAAUCCUACAGGAACGGGGACGCGAGUUGCUUCCAGGAACGAGAUAGUUGCGCAAUUAGUCGUUCUCAUCACCAAACGCGAGAAGAGUGAAAAGCUUCGCUACCGGCACCCUCACAGCACCUCUGUCAGUAAGAUUGGAGACUUUCCGACUCCCACUGCGACCAAUGCAAACACAAAACGUCCGAUCGAAUAUAAGCUGCUCAGACUCAGGGGUGGUCCUGACGAGCUUCACUUCGGAUUGAAGCUGCCAACUCCAGAUCAACCUUUGACUGUACUCAAGCUGGUCGACUAUGCCAUCCCGGCGAUUGACAAGACCCUGUUUGCGCGUAGAGUGCCUGUGAUCGGUCACAAAGAAGAUGUCGUCAGUGGGGUUUGGUUCAUUAGACGUGAUGACAAUGAUCAGACAGAAGCAUCGGAGUGGUUCAACAAAGACGAAGAGAUUGGUGCCGACAUCCUUCAACAGUAUCUGAACAAUAUGCAGGGCAAUCUACCCAUAGUCGUGUUAUGCAUCGAGGCAAAAGCUUGGCGGAAGGCGGGCAACAACGUCUAUGAGAUCGCUUUCAAGAACAACCCUGUUGAAAAGCUUCGACGGUUUUGUGAUUCUGCACUGCUAAAGCUAGCGAUAAAGCUUGAAGUUGCAACGAGCAGCUACAACCAGACGCAGGAAGGGGCGAAACAAGCAGAGAUGAUGGCUAAAUUGAAGGAUGAAUUGGAACUGGUCAAGAGUCAAACCACGAACUUCAAGGAGGAAUUAAUCGCAUACGUCGCAAAGUUAGAGGCCGCUAACGUUGACGUAUACAAGAACUUUCGGAGCGUUAUCACUGGCACCACGUUGGGCACUCCAUCUGACCCAGAGACUAACCCAGAGACUGACUCAGACACAAGCUCAGGCGAAGAAGAUGAGGUCGAACAGGAAAUCGAAUUGGACAGAGGUCAGGAUGCGGACGAGGAGCAACCAGACAAAGGUCAAGAUCUGUCUCGAAUUGACAGCUUGGAUAAGAAACAAGACGAACAAGCAAAUCAGGUACAAGUGAGUAAUGUUCAAGAGCGAGAAGAACAGACCGGCAACAGUAUCGAGCAGGUCGAAGACGGUGGUGUCAUCGCGAAGAACGAAGCACCUAAACGUUUCUCUGAGCGAACGCGAAUCAAAACUGAAAAUGUUAAGGAAGGCAAGAAGCCUGUCAAAGAAGGGGCAUCUGAGCCUUCCUCUAAGCGGAAGCGAGACGAUGCUGAAACUGUCAGCAAGGGCCAGAAGGUCGCCACGAACGAAGCACCUGAACCUCCUUCCAAACGAAAGCGUGACAACGAGGAGACUGUCGACGCAGGCAAGAAACCCGAAAAGAAGAGACGGCGACAAUGA
Messenger RNA from Lithohypha guttulata, 1614 nucleotides. RefSeq lists its product as uncharacterized. Lineage: Eukaryota; Fungi; Ascomycota; Eurotiomycetes; Chaetothyriales; Trichomeriaceae. Bases 1 to 1614 code for a protein of 537 amino acids. The record is from RefSeq and is a predicted model, not a curated record. The transcript has a single exon.